CCCGAAUGGUACGCUCCCCUCUUUUCCCUUUACUCUCCGCCCUGCGCCGCGCAGGCGCAGUAGGCACUUGCCCUGAGGGGGGCGACUGUGUUUACAACUGACGGGGAGCCCGACGCGUGGAGAAGAGCAGCUUCUCCAGCUAUCCAGACUUAAUUUCAGAAUCUGUGUGAAACAUGGGAGGUGCCGUGAGCGCCGGAGAGGACAAUGAUGAGUUAAUUGACAAUCUGAAAGAGGCUCAAUACAUCCGGACAGAGCUGGUAGAGCAGGCCUUCCGGGCUGUGGAUCGAGCAGACUAUUACCUCGAAGAGUUCAAGGACAACGCUUACAAAGACUUGGCUUGGAAGCAUGGGAACAUUCACCUCUCUGCUCCCUGCAUCUACUCGGAAGUCAUGGAAGCUCUGGAUUUGCAGCCGGGGCUUUCUUUCUUGAACCUGGGAAGUGGCACUGGCUACCUGAGUUCCAUGGUUGGGCUUAUCUUGGGACCUUUCGGCAUUAAUCAUGGUGUGGAGCUUCACUCGGAUGUUAUAGAAUACGCAAAGCAGAAACUGGACUUCUUCAUCAGAACAAGUGACAGCUUUGACAAGUUUGAAUUCUGUGAGCCUUCCUUCGUCACGGGAAACUGCUUAGAGAUCUCCCCAGACUGCUCUCAAUAUGACCGUGUGUAUUGCGGGGCUGGGGUCCAGAAGGAGCAUGAAGAUUACAUGAAGAAUUUGUUGAAAGUUGGUGGGAUUCUUGUCAUGCCUUUGGAGGAGAAGUUGACUAAGAUAACUCGAACUGGCCCAUCAGCCUGGGAGACGAAGAAGAUCUUGGCUGUUUCAUUUGCUCCUCUAAUUCAGCCCAACCAUGCGGAUUCAGGAAAGACAAAACUUGUUCACUUGCCCCCGGUGAUGGUUCGCAGCUUGCAAGACCUGGCCCGCAUUGCCAUCCGCAGCACCAUCAAAAAGCUGCUGCACCAGGAAAUGGCAGGCCGAAAUGGGAACGGCCUACGGAAUCCUCCCCGGUUUAAGAGGCGUCGCGUCCGGCGCCGGCGCAUGGAAACAAUCGUCUUCUUGGACAAGGAGGUCUUUGCCAGCCGGAUCUCAAACCCCUCUGACGAUAAUAAUUGUGAGGAGUUGGAGGAGGAGGGCAGGGAAGAGGUGGAGAAAGCCAUCCCUGAACUAAAACCUGAGCCUCCUGUCAACUUGCUGAGGGAGAAGAUCUUAAGUCUGCCUCUGCCCGACCCUCUGAAAUAUUACCUGCUGUAUUACAGAGAAAAAUAAGGCCUAAAGCAAGAGAGGUAGGCAGGACAAUAAAAAAAACACCCAGUAGGGCUUGACCGCUGUAUGCCAAUUGCUUGCCUGUUGAUGUGGCCACGCGUCGUGGUGGUAGUGGUGAGCUCGUCCGGGAAGGUGGUUGCCCGUGUACUUAAAACGUGAUAGCAUUCUUUCAGAUUCCUUCCCUUGGUUUGUGUGCUCCAGUUUUGCCCUGCAGCAGAACUUCCUUGGUGGGGAGGGAUGGGGUUGGGACAGGCUGACAGGAAAACCUUAUGAAAAUGAGGGCUUCAGUCAGUACAAAUAGAAAAAAUUGCUUUGCGGAGGUAUCUGUGGAUUCCCUUCCCCUUUUCUUUUUGCCAAGUGACACUUUCCCCAAAAGUGAAAAGCAGCAAGGUAAGUAGAAUCCCACAGAAAAGCACAGAAUCAACAAACGGGCAUAGGAUCACUUUUUGUGUUGAAUGCCCAGUUAAAGUUCUUUCUUUUUUGUUUUAUAAAAAAAAGGUUCUUCUUUAAAAAGAAGGAUACUGUUUUCUCCAGAGAAUCAGGGGGGUCUCCCAAAAACACUCUUUGAUCCGAGUUGGGGAGUUUCCAGCAGAAAGAAACCAAAAUGCAGGGUGUUGCACUGCAGAAAGUUUUCCUGUUUUGGAGUUGGUAACAUUUCCUCCAAGAAUGUGAAAUGGUAAAGAAAAGAAUAGUAGGAGAAGGAAAUGCAGGCAUCUAUUUUUAAAAGCCACGAAACAAUCCUGUAUACUUUUGGCUGCCAGACAAAGUAUACAGAGUGAGUAAAUAGUCAGUUUCAAUUACAGGCAGGAGCAUAUGAUUCUUUUGCUAUGUAGUUCUGUUUUAUUAUUAUUAUUAUAUACUCAUGUACAAGUCCACCGAUCUCAUAUAUAAGGCAAGGGCAGGUUUGGGGUCAAAAUUAUGGAUUGUCAUAGGACCUGUGGAUAAAUCAAGGAAGGAUUAUUCCAUGUAGAAGGGGAAGCUCCAGCAUCACUUUAGGGGCUAGCCAGAACCAUUUUCCUACCAAGGCAUUUGAAAAGGCCAGAGGAUUUGCAGUGAUAGAGUAGAGGAGUCAGUGCAUCUUUUAGGUUAUUCCAGGGUGGACUAAGCUUUUACCUUUUGCCAUUCUUCUCAGAGAAGGGGAUGGUUCUUUUUUGAUAAGAAUUAAGCCACGGUGCUUUCAAUUACCUGUGGAUAAGUCAGCCCAGGCUUUUGGAGAUAAUUUCGACUAAAGUUUCUAGCUUUACACAUGAGUAUAUAUAGGGUACAUCCAGUUCAUAAAUGUAAAAAAAAAAAAAGCUGGGUGCAUUGUCUUGUCCUUCGGCAAGUAGAAACUUCUGCUGCAUGAAAAGGGCAAGAAACUUCUCUAAUUGGGCUUUAUAACUCAAGCAAAGACCCUUGCCCCCAACUCUUCUUAUUGUUGACUUCCCUUUAAUGACACAGAUAUAUGUUAGUGCGGCCUGUUUCACUGAUCUACGGGAUAUCAAAUUGAAUCCUUUGCCUAAAGUUGUUAGGGUUUUUGUUUUAUUUUUGCUGUAACUUGGGAAUUUGGGGCAGGGGUGCAUUUUGUGGAAAUUCUGGGGUUUUCUUCCCAGCGGAAAAAUACCAAAUAUUCCCUAAAAGGUUAAAAAAAAUUCCAGACCAUUUUCAGAUUCCUUUAGAGUUGCCUGUUUUGAUUCAAACUUGAAAUGCAUGUUGGUUUGCAGUGGUCUUCCUUAAGUUUCAGAGACAAGGUAGGAUUGUUCUAUGUAGGAUUAGAUCAUAUUUCAAGAGUCUUUCAAAUCCAUCUCAGUAGUGUGAAAAUGGUGAGCCUAAGCUGUGAUUAAUUACAGCAGUGAUGUACUACAGUCUACCAGAAGUUUGAUAUAAUUCACUUUUGUGGUCCUUACGCAGCCCAGUUGUUGCAUGUUUGAUGUCCCAUUUCAGACAGAGAAUCAAGCAGGUCCAGAUAUUGUUGAAUUGCAAUUCUCAGCAACCUUAAUCAGCAUAGCCAGUGUGGGGACUACUGUAAAUUUCAGUCCAAUGUUUGGAGGGCUUGCAUGAUUCCUGCCCCCACUUUUAAGGCAACAGAAAGUAAUUUGUAGAACAUGACCCUGUUAAAAACAUACUAUUCAGUGAAGUAAAUGCUGAAAGUGACACAUACAGCUGUCUUUAUUAAUUCUAUUAAAUGAUGCAGUUUGGUUGUCUAAGCCUAUGUAAUGCUACCCAUCCACCUAAGCUUGGAACCUAAACAGGAUCAGUUCUAGUUACUACUUGGAUGAGAGGCCACCAUUGAAUACCAGGUUAUGUAAGGUAUAUUUCAGAGGAAGGAACUGGCCAAACAAUUUCUGAGUUGUCUAAGAAAACAUAUACAUGUUAUAAGUCAACAGGGACUUGAAGACACAUCACAUGUAAACAUCCUGAGCCAGAAAGUUGACCCAUUGUGUAUUUAUGGUUAACUUGGCUCCCCAAAGGUAUUAUGAAAAAGAUACUCGAAAUGGUUUUUGCAGAACUCUUCUUUUUUCCAAAAACAGCAUCUCACAGAGCUUUCCCCUUGUUUUGGUUGAAAUUUACAUUUCAAGCAAUUAUGAGCUUUCCCAUUGUCAUAUUACCAAAACACACAAAGGUAGCAAAUGUGUGUGAGAGUUCAAAUGCAGCAUAAUUGUGAAAUAAUGUAGGUUGUAGCAUUGUAACAGAAGGAGAUUUGUCAGUGUGGUAUUCCUACACACCAGCAUUUACACACUCUUUAAUCCAAUCAGUUGAUGUUCUUAGUAAACCUAACUUGUAGCUGCCAACAUCAUUUUCGGUAAAAGAUGCUAACAUUUUAUUUCUCCCCAACAGCCAAUUGUCUACUGUUAGAAACUUCAUAUAUUUGCAUUUCAGCUUCAUGUUGUUAUUUCAUAGCUUGUCGAGGUGUACACAGGCAGAAAGACAUUUUCCUACAUAGGUCAUGCUUUUGUGUUGUAGCUCAAGGUGUAAAUAGCUGUAGAAAUGAAGAUCGGGAAGAAGAAAACGUACUUUCUGAGGCAUGGAGAAUUGUUGGGAGCAAGUGAUUUUAAAAUGCAAAUUUUAUCAAAUAAAGGUCUGUGUCAAUAAA
Molecule: messenger RNA, 4329 nt
Organism: Anolis carolinensis (green anole)
Lineage: Eukaryota; Metazoa; Chordata; Lepidosauria; Squamata; Anolidae
Gene: pcmtd2
Product: protein-L-isoaspartate (D-aspartate) O-methyltransferase domain containing 2
Exons: 6
Coding region: 174-1259 (361 amino acids)
Biological process (GO): protein modification process
Cellular component (GO): cytoplasm
Molecular function (GO): protein-L-isoaspartate (D-aspartate) O-methyltransferase activity
Source: RefSeq, a predicted model, not a curated record